CACAACUCCAGCCUCGUCUACUACCAGAUUGUAUUGCGUCAGCAGGAUCACGAUGGUAAAUGUAUGGACUUCUUGAGGCACGGACAAUGCCUUAAUUUGCAUAGUCUUCGGUACCCUGCCGCUUUGGCUCUAGUUGACUGUCUGUAAGGUUGCAGUGCGAUCUUGCUUAUGCAGGAUCACAAGGCUACUGUAGGGAAAUGCUACCUGUUUCCCUGUACGAGAGUUACGCUAUACCGCCACAGUAAAACGAUCGUGCAUAGCCCGAAAGGUUCUGUAUCUUCCCCAUUUCACUUGCUAGGCACCCUGCGAUCCCCACCACCCCGCCUUUCCUCUCCGCAUAAGUACUUGAACAGCCGGGUAAAUUAUUGAACUCACCUCCCCACGCCUCCCCUUCCCCGGUAUACUGUGACAUUGUGACGGCAGUAUGUUCAAGCUUCUAGUUGCAGCGGCUCUCGCUGCGGUGGGCGCGUCCCAGUACGCCAUGCCGCCCAACUCAACCAAUUCGACUACAUUCAUGAACCCGAUCGUAGGCGCUGGAGCAGAUCCCUGGAUGUUCCGCCACGAAGACUACUACUACAUGACCUACACCAACAACGUCAACAUCACCCUCUGGCGCAGCAAGUCCAUGACCUCCUGGGACGCCGCAGAGUCCAAGACCAUCUUCGUCCCAGAGCCCGACCAGGCAUACUCCACCGACCUCUGGGCCCCCGAGAUCCACCAAAUCGACGGAAGCUGGUGGGUAAUCUUCACCGCAGACCCCAACUUCGACUCCCCACCACCCGAGGUGGAGAUGUGGUGCGAGUACAACUGCCCCGCCGUCAACCACCGCAUGUUCACCGUCGUCGGCGAAGGCGAAGACCCCUGGACCGCCGAGUACCGCUACCACAACGAACUCGAGACGUACGAUCAAUUCGCCAUUGACGGAACGUACUUCCAGCACGCUGACCAACUGUACCACAUCUACUCGUGCUGGUACCACAAGUACGACGGCUGGCCAGCCAACCUCUGCAUCACCAAGAUGUCUGACCCCUCCACCACCGUCUCCCCUUUCUCCGAACGCCAAAUCAUAUCCGUACCGGAAUACGCCUGGGAAAAGACGCCCUUCGGCCGCUCCAUCAACGACCGCCUCUCGUCCAACGAAGGGCCCCAGCAACUCAUCAACCCCACCACAGGCCAGAACUUCCUCAUCUACAGCGCUGCCCGCUCAGACAACCGCAACUACUGUCUCGGUCAGCUUGAGCUCGUUGGCGACGACCCGAUGAAUCCUAGCGACUGGCGCAAGCAUCCUUAUCCUGUCUUCUACCAGAAUCCUAGCGAGAAGGCUUACGGUGUUGGUCAUGCGUCUUUUACGACGUCGCCUGAUGGCUCGGAGGAUUGGAUUGUUUACCAUGGUAUGCAGGAUCCGACGAACGGGUGGAGUGCAAGGUCGAUCCGCGCGCAGAAGUUUGGCUGGAAUGAGGACGGUAGCCCUAGCUUUCCUAAGCCGGGUUAUGGGCCUUACCAGGUUCCUAGUGGGCAGUAGAUGGGUGAAUGAGGUGGUGUCUGUGUUUACGAUAUGAGCGAUGGGCUGUGAGGGUUUUGCUGCUCUUUGGCAGAAGGUGCUUGCGUCUUCCCAACGGCGGCGACCGACUGUGUUGGUAGGCUCGUGAAGAGAGCCGCUUCGGCCCUAUCUCUUGUAUACAGACUUUUGAUACUACCCAGGUAUCUGGAUCUCUCCAGAUAUGUAUUGCCAUCUUAAUGGUAAUGACCACGGUCAAGUUCGCUUGACAACCACCAUUGAUACCUUCCUCCCUGUGUGAUUGACCUGCGCCGCUGGAUUAGGGUACAUGAAGAACCCC
This is a messenger RNA of Alternaria rosae, 1838 nucleotides long. RefSeq names its product glycosyl hydrolase. Gene Ontology annotation, biological process: carbohydrate metabolic process. Gene Ontology annotation, molecular function: hydrolase activity, hydrolyzing O-glycosyl compounds. Lineage: Eukaryota; Fungi; Ascomycota; Dothideomycetes; Pleosporales; Pleosporaceae. The record is from RefSeq and is a predicted model, not a curated record. The coding region runs from base 425 to 1522 and encodes 365 amino acids. The transcript has 2 exons.